Messenger RNA from Fonticula alba, 2118 nucleotides. RefSeq lists its product as hypothetical. The coding region runs from base 1 to 2118 and encodes 705 amino acids. Gene Ontology annotation, biological process: transcription initiation at RNA polymerase III promoter. Gene Ontology annotation, cellular component: transcription factor TFIIIC complex. The transcript is spliced from 6 exons. NCBI's taxonomy places the organism in Eukaryota, Rotosphaerida, Fonticulaceae. The record is from RefSeq and is a predicted model, not a curated record.
AUGACCGAGAGUGUGGUCGAGCGGGCGGCCGAACCGGCCGGCGAGCGGGCGGAGCCGGAUGUCCCGAGCCCCGGGCCCGACUUUGCCCCCACUCAGCCGAUUCCCGCCCGGCGAUUCUUCGUUGUCGAGUUCCCCGCUCGCGUGAAGAACCCGGACCGAGCCAUCGCCUGUCUCGGUGGCCCGGUCAAGCUGGGCCAGACCAUCAGUGCCAGUGAUGCCUUCCAUGCGAGCCGCGAGGCGGCCAUCGGCAUGGCAGUCCCCUCAUCCGGGCUGAGCCUGGCGUCGCUCUUUCCGAAGCUGGCGCUGGCCGGGCCGGUUGACCCGGCGGCCGGGUCCGGCCCGGCGACAGCAUCGGCAGGCCCCGGCGAGCCCCGGGGAAUGCGUGCUGAUGAGACGCCGGCGGCGUCGGCGACCGCCGCGGCGACCGCGGCGUCGGGCAUCUCCCGGCGUGACCUCCCCGAGCUGUGGGUGGACUUCACCGCGGAGACCAUCCCCACCGAGCCGCCCAAUCCGCACCUGGCCCACUGGAUUGCCUCGAACCUGGGGUCUCAUGGGUUGGAAACCCUGCGGCAGUUGCGCCAGCUCUUCGAGGAGCGGCCGAUCUGGCUGCGGAAGUCCCUGUUCGGGCGGCUUCCUCGCACCGACACGCGUCUCUUCAAGCAACUCAUCUCCCUGGUGGCAUACACCUUCACCCGGGGCCCGUGGAAGUUCUGCUGGGUCCGGUUUGGCUAUGACCCACGCAAGGACCCGGCAUCGCGGCUCUACCAGCGCCUCGAGCUCCGAGACUGGGAGUGGCGCUCGCAUCGGGGCCGUGGCCGGGGGCGCGGCGGUGCGGCCCUGGCUGCCACCCUGCGGGCCGCCUCGCACCGAGCACACUCCCCGGUCGACGAGGAGAUGGACGACCGGAUUGAUGCGGCCACGUCCUCGGCCGCCGAGCAGCUGGCCAGUCUCCGGCACCAUCCAGCUCGGGUGGACGAUGGGCCGGGCGCCCUGGCCGACGGACCGGGUGCCCCGAUCGACGGGCCGGGCGUCUCGACCGACGACCAGGCUGCCCCGGACUCGCAGACCGGCGGCGUGGUGGCUAUCAAGGGUCGUGGCUCGCCGCCAGCCCCUCCGACCGAGGGGCCGCCCGAUGCGCUGAUCCUCGGCCCGAAUACCCCCAGCCGGCAGCUCCAGUCGGCCUACCAGCUGUGUGACAUCACGGUCGAAUCGAUCCGUGAGCUGAUCAAUCUGUCGACCGUGGUUCGGGAUACCUGCGAUGCCCGUACCGGCUGGUACAUCGAGGAGGCAUAUGGCAUGAUCACCAAGCUCUGCCGGAUGCGCAUCACCAUGGGCCCGGCCUUUGCCCAGGAGACCAGCGUGCGCGACACGCUGAUGCUCUUCCAGGCGGCGGCCGCCGCCGCAUCAGGAGCCGGGGGCGACAUCCGGGCGUCCAGCAGCGCCGGCGGCUUGGGCUCCUCUAGCUCUUCGCCAGGAAUGCCAAUGACGGAGGCCACCUCGCCGGCAUCAGGCGGCAUCCUCGGGUCGCCGGCCGACCGCGCUGACAUCGAGUUCCCCACCUUCGACGAGGAGGAGGAGGACGACGAGGAAGAGGAGGAGGAGGACGAUGAUGAGGAAGACGACGAGGAGGAAGAGGAGAACGACGACGACGACGACGAAGGGGAAGAGGACGGUGCCGCGGCCACUACCGGCAGCUUCUUGGAGCCUGGGGCAUCGGCCGACGCCGGGGCCCGGGGGUCCCUCACCUCGGGCCGGGCACUGGCCGGCAUGGGGUCCAUGUCGCUGCCGGCCGGGCUGUCCGGGGCCCUGUGGCUGGCGUCUCAGGGUCCACCGGCCGCGGUGCCCACCGAUUCGGCUCAGACCGUGAGCGCGCUGCAGGCCGCCUCGAUGGCCAUCCAGGCCGGCAUGCCUGGCUCCACGUCGCCCGUGCUGGCCGAUGCGCCGACUUUCUCCUCGGUGGCGGCCGCCGUGAAGGCGGCCACCGAGCUGGGCGCCGACGGCGAGGACGACGACUUCCGGCCGUACGAUGUCUUCGGUGACGAUGGCGACCCGGACGAGGAGGAUUCCGAGGAGGAGGAGGAGGACGACGAGGACGACGACUCGGCCAUGAUCUUCUGA